Trypanosoma conorhini is the source of this 846-nucleotide messenger RNA. Its product is annotated as antigenic protein. The annotation marks the transcript as partial. Lineage: Eukaryota; Euglenozoa; Kinetoplastea; Trypanosomatida; Trypanosomatidae. The record is from RefSeq and is a predicted model, not a curated record. The transcript has a single exon.
AGAAGUUGCAUGCAGCCGAAGAUUGAGGCCACUGCCGCGAGGAAGCGUGAGGAGCUUGUGAAGCAGAAGACACGCGAUAUCAUACUUGCAGUGAAGAUGGAGUAUCAGGGAGACGCGUCAGUGGAGCCGGUGGCGCUGGAAGCUGCACAGCUGCAGCGCGCGAAUGCCUCGCUCCGCGCACAGCUCGGCGAGGUGUGCCGACGCGAAAAGGAGCUGCGGUCCGAGCUGGCCGCCGCGCGGCGUGCGGAGCGGGAGCUGAGGGAGCUGCGGCAGCAGCACGAGGCGGUGCAGUCGCAGCUGAGUGAGGCGCGGCGUGCGGAGCGGGAGCUGAGGGAGCUGCUGCAGCAGCAGCCUGAGGCAGAGGUGCCGAGUGAGGCCCCCCACGAGCUCGAGGCGGCGGCUGUGCAGCCUGCCGUUUUCGUUCGUGAGCGUGCAGCCUUGCCUCCUGUAUGCAGUAAUCUUGCGAGUCGGUUUGAAGGGGAAGUUUCUUCCUCCGAGAGAAGUAUUGUGAGGGGCAUGCUUACUCCUCCUUUUCCCUUUUCUGACGCUUUUUCUUUUAAUGACGUGGAACUGAGUUCUUUGCUCGGAGGGGUUGGUGAUAUUCUAGGCGACGAUGUUUUGGGAGUUGGCGCGUUGUCGGAUAUGAGUCUUCGUGGACUUUGUGUGUCUUUGGCGCGUCUUGUGCUGAGGUCGCGGGAGCGGGCGAAUGUGCAGAGGGAGAUCUUGGAAACCUUUUUGGAGUGCCAGGACCGCUUGCGUGAGUCAAAUGGAAUGCGCAUUAAGAUGUUGGAAGAGGAAGUUGAGGUUCUUCGUGGGGAGCUAAGACAUAUGAGUAUGGGAGAGUAA